Messenger RNA from Cebus imitator (Panamanian white-faced capuchin), 3240 nucleotides. It is a transcript of the gene MARVELD1, whose product is annotated as MARVEL domain containing 1. The transcript has 2 exons. Gene Ontology annotation, biological process: myelination. The record is from RefSeq and is a predicted model, not a curated record. Gene Ontology annotation, molecular function: structural constituent of myelin sheath. Gene Ontology annotation, cellular component: membrane. The coding region runs from base 195 to 716 and encodes 173 amino acids. Lineage: Eukaryota; Metazoa; Chordata; Mammalia; Primates; Cebidae.
AGGCGUGGAGGGCCGAGGGGAGGAGAGAGGAGAGGAAGGGUGGGGAGAGGAGGAAAAGAGAGGACUAGGAGGGGAGCACGGCGAGGAGGCUGCGGCGGGCGCAGCGGGCACCUGGGCCAGGCCGCCCCGACGAGCAAGGCGCCGCCAUUCCGCUGCUCGGGGCGCCGCCGCCGCCGCCGCCGCGCCCGGGGGCCAUGCUCCCGCCGCCCCCGCGCCAGCCGCCGCCCCAGGCGCGUGCGGCCCGCGGCUCGGUGCGCCUGCAGCGGCCCUUCCUGCGCAGUCCCCUGGGCGUGCUGCGGGUGCUGCAGCUGCUGGCCGGCGCCGCCUUCUGGAUCACUAUCGCCACCAGCAAGUACCAGGGCCCCGUGCACUUCGCGCUGUUCGUGUCCGUGCUGUUCUGGCUGCUCACCCUGGGCCUCUACUUCCUCACGCUGCUGGGCAAGCACGAGCUGGUCCCCGUGCUGGGCUCGCGCUGGCUUCUGGUCAACGUGGCGCACGACGUGCUGGCGGCCGCGCUAUACGGCGCCGCGACCGGCAUCAUGAGCGACCAGAUGCAGCGCCACAGCUACUGCAACCUCAAGGAUUACCCGCUGCCCUGCGCCUACCACGCCUUCCUGGCGGCCGCCGUCUGCGGCGGCGUCUGCCACGGCCUCUACCUGCUCUCGGCGCUCUACGGCUGCGGCCGUCGCUGCCAGGGCAAGCAGGAGGUGGUGUGAGGCCGCCCGCGCCCGCCGCGGUCCGGAUCGGGGCAGGGGACCCCCCGGAGACCAGCGCCCCCAGUCCCUGCCGCCGACCCGCGCGGGUGCGCCCUGGCACCCUCCCCCUCCCCUCCAGCGUUUCCACUGUCGCCCGCGCCCAGGGACCCUGACGCGCAGCUCCCGCCCGACUGCAUCGCCGCGGUUGCCGCCGCCCGGAAUCCCGAACGCCGCGCCGGACGCGCCGUCUCCAGGGACCAGCGCAGGGCUGCGAUCCGAGGGGCGGACGCACGCUCGCAGACUAGCCGCCCCAAGGCCAAACCUCGCGGUUCCAAUUCCCUUCCCUGCCGAGACUAAGACGUGGACAGGCGCCGCGUAGAUCCGGGGGAGGCUCCCAAAUUGGAUCCAGGCUUCUGGCUGCCCCCUUCCCUCCCACCCCGCGGUCGGAAGCGCACCCCCUUCCCAGGCCCCUUGUCCAGCCUCCCGUGCUGUAAAGCGCAGGAGCUGGGCCGCGGGCGGAGCUGAGAACAGGCCUUGGCUGAUCCCAAGAUGACCGACGAGUUUGUUUUUAGCUUGGGAUUGUGCGGGCGUCCUGCGAAGCCCCUCCCAGCCUGUCUCUCGGUGGUGGGAUGCGUUGGGGUGGGGCCCAUCCGCCAAGGUGGAUGGGAGGAGCCGGUGGGCUGUACCCUUACACUUGUGGAGUCUCCUCUUGCCUCUGCCUACUCUGCCUUUGUCCUUCAAGUUUUUUGCAGGCCAGUCCCAAACACACGCUAACCGUCCUGGCCUCUCCGUGACACAAGUGUCUUCCCAGCCUUCCUUACCUGCUUCUGCCGCCCCUCUCAUCUCCCCCCAUAUCUGUUUGCAUUAGGAGUCCCACAACCAUGGCGGAAUAUUAAGGUGAACCCCACCCCUUCUUACAGAUGGGGACCCAGAGCCUGUUCUUGGGAACAGCCAGAGUAAGAUUAAAAUCAGAACUCGCAGUCCAGCGCUGUUUGCAUUAAAAGGGUGGGUGAGUCAGGACCCCUGGCUCAGGAGCCGCCUCCCUCGAAAAGAGGGUUUCAAGGCCAAGUUAGUUUGUCAACGGUGCUGUCUUCCCUUCUUGGAGAUGCUCAUUAGCUUAUCAAAGACUCUGAGAAGUUUCCCUGUUACAGAAUUAAUUUAGUUUACUGUAUUAGCUGCUCCUGGGCCUGGAGCAGUAUUCCUGCCUGGAAGUUCCCAGCAGUCCUGUGCUGUCCCGGCUCUCAUUCAUGCCUAAGGGCUCAACCCAUUGCUUGUGUUCUGUUUGAAGAUUUGGGGGAGCCCCUUCUCUUUCUCUUCCCCAGGGAGUUUCUCUAGCAGAGGGAGGGGACCCACCCCAGAGAGGAAGGAGAUUGCUGCCCCUAGCCAGAGACCUGAACUGGGGAAUAUGAACAUUCCUUGACGUUGUUGGAGAAAUGAAGCCAAAGUUAUUGGGAUGGUUUUCCCAGUCUAAAGGAAAGUCACCUGCAAGAGAUCCUGGCGCCGACCUGCAGCAGCUGGCAGGGUGGGUCUCACUUACCAAAGAGAAGAACCGCUCUCUGGCGCUGGGGUGACCUGCUGGCUGGGCCUGUAAGGUUUCCAUGUUGCUGAGGCCACAGAGAAUACCAGAGCUGGUCACACCGACCUCUCCCAGGGCCUGCUGCCCUGGGCUGGCAACACCGUUCUGGCCUGGGCCUGCAGAAGAUUUCAGAGUCUUCACUGGCAGUAGCAGGAGGUGGGGAGAGAAAUGACCUCUGCCUAGUAGUUUCCUUUCCGCAUCAUGCAAUGGAAGAUCCCAGAUGGGUGAAGAUUGAUUUUGCCUUAACUCAAGAGAAUUCCUGUUCUCCUUGUGCUAUGGUUUGGACACAAGAUUCUGGACACCUGGAACUUAGCUGUAUACUCCUGUACCCUAAACAAUGGGUUUGACUUCAGCCUUUAUUCUUUUUUUCUUUUUUCAGAUCACCAUCUAAGUUAUACUUUUAGCUCAGGUCCAGCCUUCUCAAGAUCUCCCUCUUAGCCCCCCAGCCCCUGGUGCUGUCUGUGGUCAGGUGACCUUACUCAGGAGCAGAUAUCUCCUUGGCCGCCAUGGAGCCUCAUCCAUCCACACAUGCCUGUAGCAUUCCAGAGCUCACUGCUCUUAGAUGUGCCUUCCCACUGGGCUUCCAGCAGCUCUGUGCUCCCUUUGUCUGCCAGGUAUGAGAAGGACAUGUAAGACCGCUACCACACUCACCCUCCCUCAAGGCCCUGUGCCAUAGGGGUGGCCACCUGACCUGCCCCCAGAACUUUUGGAUAGUGGAGGCAGUCACAUAAGCCUCCCUCUUUGGACACCAGGACUCAGUCCAGCCCAAGACCACUCUGGGCAGCUCCCAUCCUGGUCUGGGGCCAUUUGCAGACUCAGGACAGGAUUUCUACAGUGUUCUAUAAAAGCCAAGAGAAAGUGGGUUUGGGAAGAAUGAGGGUGGCUGGGGAGAGGGGACUGAUGUGCCUCAUUAUUUAGUGGUGAUUCUUCAUAUGCUUUUCUGGAUAAAGUUUGGUUGUCUGCUCUUGG